GGCGCCGCAGCCUGCCAGGAGGAUGCAGUGGAGCGGGAGCGUCGGCGACUGUCCGCCUCGAAGUCCGAGAAGGCCGUCGCCCGGGAAGAGACGGAGGAAACCAGCGCCGACAGAGAGCGCACGGUGGGCCUACUGAGCCUCUUCCCCCAGGCGCGCCACUGGGGCUCCAUCCGCGGGGUCGCCACGGACGAGUCGGAGAAGACUCAGAUCGACAAGGCGGUGAAGAAGGCUGGUGACGGCCUUUGUGGCUCCAAGGUUGGGUACGCCUGCAAGAAGGGCCUCAAACCCGAGAUGCCGAACCAGGACGACUUCUGUAUUUUGGUCGUUGACGGCGUGAGCAUUUUAGGUAUUUUCGAUGGCCAUGGUCCACAUGGCCACGACAUCGCGAACUUUGUCCAGCAGCACUUGCCGAAGAGCUUCAUACAGCACGCGAACUUCUGCGACGAGCCAGAGAAGGCCCUGAUGGCAGCCUUCCCGGCCACGCACCAGCUCUGCGUGGACUCUCAGACCGAGUGCCGGUUCGACACUGCCCUCAGCGGAACGACGGCAACCCUCGCGAUGCUGAGAGAGGGGCGCGUGUACCUUGGGCAUGUUGGGGACUGUCGUGCCGUGUUGGCGCGAAGGCGUGGUAGCGAUCUUGUCGCGGAAGACCUCACCGUGGACCACAAGCCGACUGUGGAGAGCGAGCGGAGGCGUGUGCAGGCCGUGGGCGGGGUGGUGCGGAGACUAGAGGGCGACCUGCCCCACCGCGUCUUCCUCGCGGGGAAGAUGUACCCUGGUAUGGAAGAGUUCUUCGAGAGGCAGACAGCGGCCAGUCUUAGAGUUGCCACCAACGAGGAAGGCGUGAUCCUUGCCAUGCGCUGCCGGAGCACUGGGCUAAGUUGGGGCAUGGCGGUGUCGAUUGGGUCCAGGUGCCCAGAGGAGCGCGUUAUCUUCUACGAGCAGUACGAGGUGACGCGGGGUCGGCAGAACGUGCGCAGGUGGAUCGUGAUUACCGAGCCUGGAUCAAGGUAUUGGAGAGAACCACUGCUCUGCACGAAGGUGGAGUGGCAGGGCAUCGUCAGCAUGUUGUUUGUCAGGUACGUCGCCCUGGUCACCAACGCUUCAGAUGCUUCUCAAGCUGACUGUUGCCCUGACGAGUUGGCUACAAGUGGCCGCGACCCAGAGGGCCUUUGCACCUCCGACCCGCAGGUGUCGAUCGAUGCUCGCGGACUGGAGUGGCAGGUGCCGUUGGCCAACGUCAUGUUGCAUCGCAUCCUCGACCGCGCUCGCCAUGCUGUCUUCCUGUUGGGCAUUGCGCCUGCAUUGGGGGCUCCCGCGGUCGCGCGGGAGGAAGUCGACAGGAGGCGCUGGAGCUACGUGGUGGUGCUGCGGCGGCGCUUGCUGGCUCCAAUCGGGGGUGUUUUUGGCGUCAGUUUGGCUUUCGUUUGGCAGGCCGCGAUGGCGUGGCUGAUCUUGGUCAACGACCGCGAGCUCGUCGUCGCCAGGCUGGUUGUGAUAGUCCUGGGGCAUGCCCGAGAUGCAAAUCAGGACCCGAGUUCUUGUUUCAUCGUGUUUGGCUGA
Molecule: messenger RNA, 1563 nt
Organism: Prorocentrum cordatum
Lineage: Eukaryota; Dinophyceae; Prorocentrales; Prorocentraceae
Source: the annotation of a GenBank genome assembly